Messenger RNA from Ceratotherium simum simum (southern white rhinoceros), 2089 nucleotides. It is a transcript of the gene ST6GAL1, whose product is annotated as ST6 beta-galactoside alpha-2,6-sialyltransferase 1. Lineage: Eukaryota; Metazoa; Chordata; Mammalia; Perissodactyla; Rhinocerotidae. The record is from RefSeq and is a predicted model, not a curated record. Gene Ontology annotation, cellular component: Golgi apparatus. Gene Ontology annotation, biological process: sialylation. Gene Ontology annotation, molecular function: beta-galactoside alpha-2,6-sialyltransferase activity.
CUCCAGAGGGCCAGGCUGGUUUGGGGCGCGGUGUGGCCGGUGACCUACCCCGUCUUACCGACUAUUUGCAUAACGGACUAUUCGCUUCCCCCGCCCCUCCGCCGCGCUCUUCUUCCCUCCUUCCCCCAUCCCCUCCACUCCUCAUCCCCUGUCCCCCGCUCCUCCCCAGCAGACCCCUCCUCCCGGGACUCCCGCGUGGGGCUCCCAGCUCCUGGGUUCUCCGGAGUCCGGAGGCACCUGGAGGAGGGGAGUCCUGGGCAAGGCCAGGCUGGGGAAGACGCCGGGGACACUGGCCGGCGCUAACAAAGGGAGCCUGCUGCCGGCCGGCUCGGGCGCGGAGCUGGUGGAGCAGCCGCAGCCUUGGCGGCCGAGAACGCAGUGAGCAGGGUAGAGCCAACUGUGCAGAGCUCUGUGAUGAGCAGCCCGGAGAAGCAGGGAAGGCAUGGAGCCCAGCUCAAAUGAACUGGCCUCCCUGAGCCUGCCCAAGCCCUGGUCUGUCCAGCGUGGAGAUGUUUUUUGAUUAUCCUGAGGAAAGUGAGCCUUGGCCUCCAGACCCAAUAAAGCAAAUAUCCCUCCCAUGGAGAGUAGUGCUGGUUCCUGAGGACCUGGAGGGCCUGCAGCCCCAGGGGGAUUAGCCAGAAGCAGGCUCGUUUUCCUGCUCAGCACAGAGUGGCUUCCUUGAACACAUCUUUCAUUAUGAUUCACUCCAGCUUGAAGAAAAAAUUCAGCUGCUGUGUGCUGGCCUUUCUCCUGUUUGUGGUCAUCUGUGUGUGGAAGGAAAAGAAGAAAGGGAGUUACUAUGAAUCCCUUGAAUUGCAAACCAAGGGAUUCCAGGUGUUGAGGAGUCUGGGGACUCCGGCCCCGGGGUCUGGUUCCCCGUCUGCAUCUUCAAGCAGUGCCCAAGACCCCCACACGAACAGCCAGGACCUCAGCAAUCCCAGGGGCCCAACCAAGGCUAAGCCAAAGGGUACCUUCCAGGUGUGGAACAAGGACAGCUCUUCCAAAAACCUUAUCCCCAGGCUGCAGAAGAUCUGGAAGAAUUAUCUGAGCAUGAACAAGUACAAAGUGUCCUACAAGGGGCCAGGGCCAGGUGUCAAGUUGAGUGCAGAGGUCUUGCGCUGCCGCCUCCGGGACCACGUGAACGUAUCCAUGAUAGAGGCCACAGAUUUUCCCUUCAACACCUCUGAGUGGGAGGGUUACCUGCCUGAGGAGAACAUUAGGACCAAGGCUGGGCCGUGGGGCAGGUGUGCUGUCGUCUCAUCAGCGGGAUCUCUGAAGUCCUCCCGACUGGGCCGAGAAAUAGAUGAUCAUGAUGCAGUCAUGAGGUUUAAUGGGGCGCCCACAGCCAACUUCCAACAAGACGUGGGCACGAAAACCACCAUUCGCCUGAUGAACUCUCAGUUUGUCACCAAAGAUAGGCUCUUCUUCAAAGACGAUUUGUACAAUGAAGGAAUCCUAAUUGUGUGGGACCCGUCUCUUUACCAUGCAGAUAUCCCAAAGUGGUACCAGAACCCUGACUACAGUUUCUUUGAUAACUACAAGAGCUACCGUAAGCUGCAUCCCGAUCAGCCCUUUUACAUCCUCAGGCCCCAGAUGCCAUGGGAGCUGUGGGACAUCAUUCAGGAAAUCUCCCCAGAGGAGAUUCAGCCCAACCCCCCAUCCUCUGGGGUGCUCGGUAUCAUCAUCAUGCUGACGCUGUGUGACCAGGUGGAUAUUUACGAGUUCCUGCCAUCCAAGCGCAAGACAGAUGUGUGCUACUACCACCAGCAGUUCUUUGACAAGGCCUGCACGAUGGGUGCCUACCACCCACUCCUCUUUGAGAAGAAUAUGGUGAAGCACCUCAACCAGGGCACAGACGAGGACAUUUACCUGUUUGGAAAAGCCACACUCCCUGGCUUCCGGAGCAUUCGCUGCUGAGCAUGGGCUCCCUGGCCAGGUCCCCUCACCCUUCUCCAUUGAGCCUUUUAUAGCCGGUCUCUUGGCCACCUUGGGCCUGGGAAGACCAAAUUCCCAAACAAUCACAGCCUGCAUUCAAAGCCUUCUGUCAGCAAGAGCCCAGGGGCUUCAGGAGCCUGGAGGCAAGGAACCA